Molecule: messenger RNA, 1685 nt
Organism: Cuculus canorus (common cuckoo)
Lineage: Eukaryota; Metazoa; Chordata; Aves; Cuculiformes; Cuculidae
Product: estradiol 17-beta-dehydrogenase 11
Exons: 7
Coding region: 187-1086 (299 amino acids)
Cellular component (GO): lipid droplet
Molecular function (GO): oxidoreductase activity, acting on the CH-OH group of donors, NAD or NADP as acceptor
Source: RefSeq, a predicted model, not a curated record
GGGCGGGGCUUGGCCCGGGGCCGGCGGGAAGAGCAGCGCCUGCUCGGUCGAGCGCGGGCCCCCCCUGGCAGCGGCAGAGGGGGACGCGCGCGCCCCUGCCCACUCCCACCAUACACACUUUCCCGCAGCCUCCGCGCCCGGCUGAGCGCCUGCAUCACUGCGCAUCCCGCCCGGCGCGGAGCAGCGAUGCACCCGCUGCUGGAUCUGCUCCUGGUGCUGGCCACGCUCCUCUACUCGUACCUGGAGGCGCUCGCGAAGCUGUUCGUCCCCGCGCGGAGGAAGCCCGUGAACGGGGAGCUCGUACUCAUCACGGGCGCCGCGCAUGGCGUGGGGAGAGCGACCGCGCUCGAGUUCGCCCGGCGCCGCAGCCGCCUGGUGCUGUGGGACAUCAACCAGCAUGGCAUUGAGGACACGGCAUCAGAAUGCAAACGGCUGGGAGCCACUGUUCACACCUUCGUGGUGGACUGUAGCAAAAGGGAGGAAAUCUACAGCACUGCAGACAAGGUGAAAAAGGAUGUUGGAGAUGUCUCCAUCCUGGUGAAUAAUGCUGGUGUGAUUACAGCUGCCGACCUUCUCUCGACACAGGACCACCAGAUUGAAAAAAUGUUUGAGGUCAACAUUCUUGCUCAUAUGUGGACCACAAGAGCUUUUCUGCCAACCAUGAUGAACAACAACCACGGCCACAUUGUCACGGUGGCUUCAGCAGCAGGUCAUUUUGUGACAUCUUUCAUGGUGGCUUAUUGUUCAAGCAAGUUUGCUGCAGUUGGAUUUCAUAAAGCUCUGACAGAGGAGCUGUCUACCCUGGGAAUGGAUGGAAUAAAAACUACUUGUGUGUGUCCGGUUUUUAUAAACACUGGAUUUGUCAAAAACCCCAGUACAAGGCUUGGAAGAAUUUUGGAGGUCGAAGAGGUUGCAGAGGCCCUGAUGGAAGGCAUACUGACCAACCGGAAAAUGGUUUUUGUUCCACCACAUCUAAGCAUUGCUUUACUUUCUGAAAUGUUGUUUCCAGAACGUGCCUUGACCGUUUUGAAAAAGUUGACCAAUGCCAAGUUUGAUGCAGUCGUUGGGCAGAGAAGCACCCAGUGAAAAGCAAAAAUUGAUUCUCAUUUCCUAGUGGCAAAAGUGAAAACAGAACUUGUGCUGAGUGCAGUUCAGCUGGUUUGAUUCAGCACAGAACCAAGAUAAACCUUCCAGGCCACCACUUCCAAGCACACCUAAGGGUUUACCCCACACUUUCAGCAGGCACCUACCUGCAUAACACAAGAUGUUAACAAAGCAGAGAUGCAUCUCUAGAAGUUUAAAGGGCUGUGCUGGCUGCACGUCACAUCGCCUCUAUAUUCUAGUGCUGAGGCAGAUGGGAAUUCCCUCAAAUCCUGUCUUUGGGACAGCACAGCUGUGUUCAUGAGUACAGAGACCUUGCCUGAGAAUAUAUUAAUCUGGACUCAUCCCUGAACAAAAGUAUCUUGCAAGAAGCACUUUAUAGAGGAGGUGGGUUGCCUGUUUCACCUCAAUUUAUCUUUUUAAAUUUUAAAGAAAAUGUGCUUUAACAGUUUUGUGUGCUUUUGUAGUGAGUACCUGAAAUAAUACAGGCUUAUAUGUAAUGUCAUACCCUAUUGCAUCAAUUAUUAAUUUUCCAUUAGCACCGUCAACACUCCUUUCUCCAAAUAAAUAAAAGUUCUGUAACC